AUGUCAUUGAAAACUUGCAGUCUCCUCCUGGCGACCGUCGGCCUUGCAGCCGCACAGUCCAGUGUCGUUUCUCUGUUUAUUCCCUUUGCCGACCCGCAAUCACUGGUAGCCUCAGUCAUGGGAGAGAGCGCCGGUACCACCACAUACAGCAUUAAUUGCCCUGCGGGCACCGAUAGCUCGGACUGCGGCAUGGGCCCAGGGCUAUACAUGACAGCGGGCCCAACGACAAUGCGAUACAGCAUGAGUGAGCCAGCUGAAGAUUUCUACGAUAGCAUUAUUUGCUCCCUCGGUGGUACUACCACUGCCGCUUGCACUGAGAUCGCGAGCGGCACUGGAGCCAACUUCCCUGGAACCGAGACAGGGACCUUCGCCAAGACCGAUAUUACCAUGCUGGCUGUGACUGUUACCGCUGGUCCCACUGCCACUUCUGCGUCUACCACGACCGACGCGAAACACACCUCUACCGCUGAUAAGACUGGAACGACUGAAGCUGCUGGAACUACUGGAUCCGGCUCUAGUACCUCGGGAGCUGCAUCUACCAGCCAGACCUCUGCGACUAGCACUGGAGGUCUUUCCCGGGUGACUGGCAACCCCGGCAUUGCUCUCGGAGGCGCUGCCAUGGCGCUGGUUGCCGCUGCCCUGUAA
Messenger RNA from Penicillium pulvis, 645 nucleotides. RefSeq names its product putative GPI anchored protein. Bases 1 to 645 code for a protein of 214 amino acids. The transcript is spliced from 3 exons. The record is from RefSeq and is a predicted model, not a curated record. Lineage: Eukaryota; Fungi; Ascomycota; Eurotiomycetes; Eurotiales; Aspergillaceae.